Messenger RNA from Somion occarium, 1769 nucleotides. The record is from the annotation of a GenBank genome assembly. Lineage: Eukaryota; Fungi; Basidiomycota; Agaricomycetes; Polyporales; Cerrenaceae.
CCUCUUCAUGUUGUCCUAGGCUCUAGCGGCGAUUGAUCGCAUAGGCACGAUCGGCGCACGUGCGUGUUCAUUCAGGCCUUCCUCGCUUCUCGUCCAGAUGGUCUAAUCUGCAAGCGUGAAGCACGCUGCACGCGGUAUCAUCAGCAAGUCGGCUGACAUGCCAUAACCCCAGCUUCUCGAUGACUUGAAGUUAUAUAUAAUGCGGGGGGUGAAGAACCCAAGGUCUCCAGGCUGUUCUUCCUGUGUAGACAACCUCAGGCUCGUCUCGACAAUAACUGUUAAUCAUAAUGCGAGUCCUUAUCGCGUCCUUGCUCGCCACGACUUUGAUUGCCAGCCUCGAGUCACUGGCAGCGCCGGUCCCACAACAGCAACUUCUGGCCUUGGACCCUUAUCCUAACAAACCCAGGAUCACUUUCAGGCCCGAUGGUACUUUCAAGAUUACCGUGUUUUCUGAUUUGCACUAUGGCGAGAAUCCAUGGGACGAUUGGGGUCCCAUCCAGGAUAUCAAUAGCGCUCGGCUCAUGAGAACUGUGUUGUCUAGCGAGAAUCCUGACUUUGUCGUCUUGAAUGGGGAUUUGAUCACUGGCGAGAAUACUUUCAGAGAGAAUUCAACGAGUCUCAUAGAUGAGAUUGUUGCUCCUCUCAACGAGGCCAAGAUACCGUUCUCGUCCACGCAUGGUAAUCAUGACAAUCAAGCGAACAUCUCUCAUAUUGAGGAGAUUUAUCGUGAACAACGUGUUGCCCCUCUGUCUUACACACGCACGGCGCCCUCUGGUAUCGGCGGUCAGAAUGGACCAGGAACGUACUGGAUACCGGUUUACACACGUGCUAGCGACCGUACACCUUCAUUGAUUCUGUGGUUCUUCGACUCCAGGGGCGGAUUCUUCGAGCCGACAGGCUCUGAACCUGUGCCUGAUUGGGUGGACGAUACCGUCGCAGGUUGGAUCAGACAGCAGACCGCAUUUAUGAAUGCUGCUUGGGGUCCCGCCGAGAACAUGAGCAGAGGCGCUUUGGCGUUUGUGCACAUACCUCCACAUGUCAUUCAGAAUAUCCAGCCAACACUGAAUAGUACUCGUAAUCCAGGGCUAAACGCGGAUGAACUUGGUGCUGGUUCAACACAAGCUACGAGUGAUCCAUCUUCGGCGGGCAAAGAUCAAGCGUUCUGGGACGCUCUUAACAGGCAUGUCAAGAACCUACACGCAGUCAUAUCUGGACAUGACCACGGAAAUGAAUGGUGCGUCCGUGAACCAACUAAGAACGUCAUCUUCUGCUUUGAUAAACAUUCCGGCUAUGGCGGAUACAGUGGCACCGGAUGGGGUCACGGCGUUCGCAACAUCGUUUUUACAUCUCCUGAUCCAAAGGAGGGUUUGGACACCUGGAUUAGGUUGGAAGACGGCGAAACACGAGCGAGGGUGAAGCUGGACGCAAGUUAUCAGUAAUAGUCCACUUUCGAACCGGCCUUCGGUCGUAUUUUGGUUCGUCCGUUCUAUUGCUUCAACCGGUAUCUAGAUGAUCCUUCGAUCAACUCUAUGUCAUCCUCUCAGCUUGGGUGCUUUGUAUCAACUCGUUACUAUCACCUGAAUUGUGCCACUCAAAUAUUCUGGUACUUAUCCGUUUGUGGUUCCUGUAGGCGCUCGUUUUACAUACACGAGGCGUCCGCCGCGAGUGUUGGGCUUUGACCUCGCUAACACUGUUUGACCUCACACGACCUCUUUGGCUUUGACUCCUUUGGCCUCGGAAUAAUUCAUGUAUAAAUACAAGCUUCAAUG